Lotus japonicus is the source of this 1006-nucleotide messenger RNA. Its product is annotated as stress-related protein. The coding region runs from base 125 to 781 and encodes 218 amino acids. The transcript is spliced from 2 exons. Lineage: Eukaryota; Viridiplantae; Streptophyta; Magnoliopsida; Fabales; Fabaceae. The record is from RefSeq and is a predicted model, not a curated record.
UUCCCACGCCACCGUUCUUCCCUUCCCUAUAUAAACCCACUUUCCCCCAAUUCUCAAAAUUCAUUCCAAUUCCAAAUUGAUUCCUAAACCCUAAUUCGAAAACUCUCUCUCCAACCAUUCAUCCAUGGCCUCCGACUCUGAAUCUCAACAACAACUUCUCCAAUCUCAACCACAAAUGGUUGAAGAUCAGAAACAAAAAGAGCUCAAGUACCUGGAAUUCGUGCAAUUCGCCACAAUCCAAGCCCUGAUGCGAUUCGCCAUCCUCUACUCCAACGCCAAGGAACGCGCCGGACCACUCAAGCCCGGCGUCGACACCGUCGAGGAAGCCGUCAAGACGGUGGUUGGCCCCGUCUACGACAAAUUCCACCAGGUCCCCGCCGAGUUUCUCCGCUACGUCGAUCGCAAGGUUGACGAGUCCGUCUCUGAGAUCGACCGCCAUGUUCCAUCCAACGUCAAGAGCGUGUCCUCCCAGGCGCGAUCUGUCGUCUCUGAGGUCCGCCGUGCCGGCGUGGUUGAAUCUGCUUCCGGUCUCGCUAGGACUGUUUACUCCAAGUAUGAGCCUAAGGCGGAGCAGUGCGCCGUGUCGGCGUGGAGGAGGUUGAACCAGCUGCCGCUUUUCCCUCAGGUGGCUGGCGCUGUGUUGCCUAAGGCUGCUUACUGCUCGGAGAAGUACAACGAGGCGGUUGUUUCCACCGCCCAGAAGGGUUACAGAGUUUCGGCUUAUCUUCCCUUGGUGCCUACUGACAAGAUAGCCAAGGUGUUCAGUGCAACUGCAAACUAAUCAUUUUCAAUUGUUCUUAGUUUUGAACAAUUGUUAUGUCUUUACUUUGUUUUCUAUGCAUGAAGAAAAAAAAAAUUGUAUUGUCAAUUACUCCCUAUAGUAUGCAUAUCAUAUCAUGUCUCCUUGGACUAUGAUUUUGGUCAGUUUAUAAUAGCAUCAUGUAAUUUUGGUCAAUGGAAGGUUAUGUAAUGAGGGGGAAUGGAAUGGAAUCAUAUUAUGAUACUA